This is a messenger RNA of Pangasianodon hypophthalmus (striped catfish), 3358 nucleotides long. It is a transcript of the gene cd248a, whose product is annotated as CD248 molecule, endosialin a. Gene Ontology annotation, biological process: cell migration. Gene Ontology annotation, cellular component: extracellular matrix; external side of plasma membrane. Gene Ontology annotation, molecular function: extracellular matrix protein binding; calcium ion binding; extracellular matrix binding. The record is from RefSeq and is a predicted model, not a curated record. The coding region runs from base 202 to 2349 and encodes 715 amino acids. NCBI's taxonomy places the organism in Eukaryota, Metazoa, Chordata, Actinopteri, Siluriformes, Pangasiidae. The transcript has a single exon.
AGGACAGACUGCAAGUCCUCAGUCUAGGCGCAAAACCCCAUUAGACUGGAGAGCGUGCGGAGGGCUAGGAGAGAAAGUAGACAGAAAAGUUGGGUCAAGCAGGGCUCAGUAAAUGUAGAAUAGCUAGUAAAAUUAAAACAAGUGAAAAAGAAAAAAUAACAGAGAGCAGGAGACUGAAGGAGAGAGAGAGGUUGUGAAAGAAUGGGCUUUCCAGUGUAUUAUCUGAUACUUCUCUCUCUACUGCUGUUUCUCUCUAGCGUGCAGACUCAGGAGCUGCAAGAUCAAGAUGCCCUAUGCAAUGAAAACAGCUGUUUAGUAAUCUAUUUUCAGCGCAAAAUCUUCCUGGAUGCCUGGCGCAGCUGCAGGAAACAGGGUGGUAACCUUGUCACCAUCAAGAGUCCAGAAGAGGCAGACCUAAUAGAGACUCUCUUCUCUAACCUGGAACUGGAAAGUAGCCGUGUGUUUGUGUGGAUUGGCUUGCAAAGGCAGCCCCGUAAGUGUGCUGCCGGCCGUCCCAUGCGAGGAUUCUCCUGGAUUACUGGGGAGCAAGAUGCCCAGUACACCAACUGGCAGCAAGAGGACUCUAUAAACACCUGUUCAGUUCCACGUUGUGUGGGCAUAGGUUACAGUACCUCCCCUCAAAAAAGCCAGGAUAACUUCAAGUGGAAAGAUGGACCUUGCUCAAUCCCUGUGGAUGGCUACUUGUGCAGGUACACUUUCUCUGGCAUGUGUCAAGCUAUUUCAAAUGAAGGGCAUGGAAAUGCAUUGUACACAACCCCAUUUCACCUUGUCACCUCACUCUUGACUCAUAUUCCAUUUGGGUCAGUUGCAACUGUACCCUGCCUAACUACAGGUGACCAAACAGUACUGUGUACUCAAAGAGAGGAUGGGACUGUGGGUUGGAACAGAGAUCCUCCUUUCUGCUCUGAUAUUUUCAAGACAAGCUGGUGUGAUAAGGAUAAUGGUGGUUGCCACCAUUACUGCAUAGUAGAUGACAAUCACUACUACUGUGAUUGUAAGGAAGGCUUUCUCUUGGCUGAAGAUGGAGUGAGCUGCUUUCAAACUGACCCCUGUCGAGGAUCUCCCUGUGAAUAUGAGUGUCUGACAGUGAUGGACAGUUAUCGCUGUGCCUGCCCCGAGGGCUACAUGCUGGCACCAGAUGAACAAGGCUGUCUGGAUGUCGAUGAGUGCUUGCAGAGUCCAUGUGAACAAAUCUGUGUAAAUGCACCAGGCAGCUUUGAGUGUCACUGUCGUGAUGGCUAUAAACUUGAUGAGGAGGGAACUUGUGAGGACAUAGAUGAGUGUGCGGAGUCUCCAUGUGAACAUGAUUGUGAGAAUAUAAUAGGUUCUUAUGUAUGUCAUUGUCACUAUGGCUUUGCUUCCCAUCCAGGGAAUCCAAAUCAAUGCUAUGAUGUCGAUGAAUGUCAAAUUGAGGGAACCUGUGAGCAAAUGUGUUUAAAUUCCUUUGGGGGAUUUGAAUGCUUCUGUGAAGAGGGUUAUGAUCUCCAGACUGACCUCUAUUCAUGCAGACCCAGUGAUGAGCAGCAAUCUUCCACAGUACCUGCAUCCAUCCUCUUGAUCACAGAUCUUGCUAAACAUAUGGAAGAAUAUCAAGACCCCGAUUACUAUAAGCCACAUGAAAAUGAAUCUCUGGAAUGGCUUACUGAGCUUCCUAAUGUGGAGAUGGUUCCCACUGACCUGAUGUGGCUCACUAGUGCUACCCAGGAGGUAACUGAAACCACUUCACCAACUGAAAGCCCUACUAUCAUCGUUAACAUGGAAUUGGAUAACUUAGACCAACAAACAGUUGCUGUGGAUGCCUUUUUAUCUUCCACCACUUCAACUCCACUGUCAGAAUAUUAUGAGGAUGAGAGUACCACAGAAUUCACAGUGCCCCCCACCACUACUGUAGCAGGCGGUGCUUGGAAAUGGAUGUGGUUCAGUCCUAGCCCAAAUGAGCUUGACAAAGAGGGAACUGCACAAAGUUCUUUCACUACUGACACAGAAUAUGAAACUCAUGGGACCGAUCUUGAUAAUGGCAGCCAUGAUUAUGAAUCUACAACCUCUUACACUGAAUUACAAACCCUUACACAGGCCCUCCUAUCUGCUCAGGGAGCUAAGAAUGGCAGCAGCAAUGAGCAGACUCAGGGCAGCAGCUGGUUGCUGGUUGGAUUGUUGGUACCGCUAUGCAUCUUCAUUGUGCUGAUGGUGGCACUGGGUAUCAUCUACUGUACUCGGUGUACCUCUAAGCCACAGAACAAGAAUGCCACUGAGUGUUACCACUGGAUUGCUGGUGCUGGUGAUAAAGCAGCUGCUGAUAUGGCAAGUGGUGGUGUAACAAAAGUGUAACCAAACUGUGCCAGGACAAGCAGAUGAACAUAUACAUGUACAGAUUUUUGAAAUAUUUACAGCAGAUGGUAGGACAAGGAAAUUAGAUGAAGAACUGUCUUGUAUCAAUUCAAUCCUCAAUUAUAAUGGUGGAUAUUUAAAUGGAAUAUCUGUCAGUGAUAAGACAGGGGAAAUGGGAGGAACUGGGAAGCCUCUAACACUGUUUCUCUGCUGUACUCUGCUGAAAGAGAAAAGAACCUGUUGUUUUAUUUCUUAGCCUCCUCACCCUACCUGUGACAUGGUUGCUUAACUGUUGCAAUGUAGCAGCCACAAGGUCAUAGCUAAUGUGAAAAGACACCUUAGCCUUGUUUCACAUAUUUAUUAUUAUUUUUUUUUUUGUUUUGAAGCAGCAUUUUAUCAGAAUAUUGUUUGUGCCUCACAGUAGCCUCAGAGAAGUAUCAUUUUUGUGAAAGUACUCCUGCGUUUGCCUUGAUAUUGAGCUGUACUACUUGUUUCCACUCUCUGAGCCAGAUCUGAUGGAUGACAUUUUUUGUUUUGCAACCCAGAAAUGGACAAAGAUUGUGAUUGUUAUAGUGGACAUCACCAUGCUCCCCUCUGUGACCGAGACAUAUUUAACUGUCAGCUAUUAGUGUGAGGUAGUGGUUUAUUAACAACAUGCCCAAAGCAAAUUAUGACAACAACCUUAUUAUUAAGUCACAUGCUAUAGGCUUGAGGGAAAGUAACUGAGAAGGAGUACUAAUGAACAUAUACCUUUGACGGUUAAAGUCAUUUUUUUAUUUUAUUUUUUUUUUAAUUUAUGCAUAUUCUUAGUGGUGUCAUUAUGCUCACGCACGUACAAAACAUCUGAUCAGAAUUACAUGUAUGAUAUUAUCAUGUGGCCAAGCAAAGAAUGUCAAAAAUAAUUUUAAUCUGUAAAUAUUGGACACUUUAGUUUAUGAACACUCUUUGUUGGAUUAAUCCAUUAACUCUUGCAAGUUCUGCUCAUUAAAGUCUGAUUCCACAUCGUUAA